Molecule: messenger RNA, 2605 nt
Organism: Amyelois transitella
Lineage: Eukaryota; Metazoa; Arthropoda; Insecta; Lepidoptera; Pyralidae
Gene: grnd
Product: protein grindelwald
Exons: 5
Coding region: 185-877 (230 amino acids)
Source: RefSeq, a predicted model, not a curated record
AUUGUUACGCACACAAGCGCGGCGGUCACUGGCUCUACCUGCGCAGGAGUCGCAUUCCGCGCUCGCACCUCCGAUUGGCCGUCUCGUCAGGCCCACGAAGCCUUCAGUACUCGUCCCCAAUACCCAAUAUUUAGAAAGUGUUUGUGCCCGUUGGAAUAACAUGUCGACUUAUUAAAGGUCCAAAAUGUGUCGACUAGCGCCCCUCCUAGCGGUGGCCGGCCUGGCGUCGGCGUCUGCGUCUGCGCAGCUACCCGACGUCAAGUGCGGACAACUGCGGUGUAAGGCCAACGAGUACUGCUCGCCGGAUACCAAUCGCUGUGCGCCGUGUGACGUCAUCUGCAACAGGACACAUCACAACUAUGACUCGGGACUGUGCGUACAGGAAUGUCAAAAUUACCUUCUUGACUUACGAUACCUACACCAGGGCGAUGCAGAAGGUUCUUUGAAAUUGCAAGCUGUGCAGCGACAAGCCCAGGCUGCCCUCAUCAUCAGCGUGGUGUCGCUGGCUCUCCUGGCGCUCGUCCUCAUCAUCGUCUGCCGGGGAAGGUACUCCUGGGCGUAUCUCAAGAAGAAGUUCCAGCCUACGAAGAACCGUGUGAAUAACCACCCAGCCGGCCUGACCCACCACAACCCACACGCCGAGAUGAUACGACCGAAGCCCGAAACCAAGUUGGAGAUCCGAAGCCCUGACCGGCCGCAAGCCCUGAACGUGCGCGACCUGGACACCAGGACCUCCCACGCCGACAGGAGCCAGGGUGCCAUGACUCCGAAGACUGUCAGCACAGCCCUUAGCAACAGGCACCCGGCUGAAGACAGCACCUUGGACUUCGCUUACGAUAACCGAGCGUUGAACGUCACACCUCCGGACAGAUUCUGAGACAGGACUGUCCAGUUUUCGAGCGAAACUGUCCAUAUUUAGGUGUUUUAUGGUUAAUGUUUUAUUGAUUACUUAUAAUUAUGGUCUACGUAUCACAAGAAUAUGAAUAUUGUCGUGAGCUGACUCUGGUGAAUGAUAUUACGAGAGUGACGAAGUGGUAAAUAUUGAAAAAUAUUGUAUUUGAAUUGUUAUGGACUUUAUAUUACUAGCGAUCCGCCCCGGGUUCACACCGGUAGCAUAGAUAUAUAAACUAAGAAAACUCACUUUACAACAUUCUAAACAGGAAUAAAAUCCGUCCACAAGUUUUUGAGAUUAGCGUACAUACAGAAAAAAUAGACAGACUUUAUAUACUGAUGACAUUUGUUAUCUGGUUAUAACAGUCAGUUGAGGAUGCGUAAAUUUUCUUGUUUAAAAAUAUUUUUUAGUAGUAAAUAGCGUGCAAAGUAACUUAGUCUAAACUACGUGAUCUUCCAUCUAAUAUGCAGGAUAAAAUUAAUUAUUUAAUUAGUAUUUCAGUGAAUUGUGACUACUUAUUGAGUUAAACCUGAUGUAGAUGUCUUUUUCUUUUUUUUAAUAAUGUCGUUUGCUCAAUAUUAUGCUGUGUAUACACCUCUAAAAUCAGGCAUUCAACAUAGCUGGCGCUAAAGAAAUCUAAAAUUAAUAUAAUCUAGAUUUCUGUAAUUGGCACAACACGAUAUUAUCAUGAAUUUAUACGAUAUUUCUUAUGACUAAAACUUAUGGAAGUAAUAAGUUGAGUACUUACUAUACCAGCCUUGAACUACUUAAAACAAAAGAUAAGUAAUGAUGGAGAUGUAAUUAAAUUUACGGAAUUAUUAAUAGUAGUUUAAUGUAGAAGGUAAUUGUAUUCCAACAUUUCAUUUAAGUUAUAUUUGAUGGAUUCAUUAAGAUUUCAUGUGAUUUAUGAAAUUUUCAUAGAAUAAAUGUAGGAAAAAAAUACAUCUUAAUUAAUAAGAUACCCAAUUGUAAUUACCUGGUAUUGUUUUUUGUAUAUCUAUGGCAAUUUAUAGUUUUUUUUUAUUUUGUCUACACCGUUGUCUUAGAUUCAGAUUAAUUAAUAAUUAUUUUUAAUGUAGAUUGUUAAUCUAGUAUUUAUACUUCGGUACGGUGAAAUGAAAUGUAAUUUUUUUAAAUAUGGUUUUGUGGCCCUUAUUAAUGCAGCUAUACCUUAAUUUUUUUCGAUUCUAUGUAAGUAAAUUUUGAUAUUUACAUAAGAAGAUAAAGAAGAUUGAUAAUAAUUACUUAAAAGAGCUUUGUUCUUACAUAAUAUCAGUUGUAAAGUUUCGAAAUGUUUUAUUAAUCAGUAGUUAAUCUAUUUAUACUUUAUUUAUUAAUACUGUUACUUUAGGAAUAUACAGUAAGAAAUACGCAGUGUAUUCGCGAAGCAAUAUUAAUAAAAUUAAGUAGUUUUUUAUUAGAAGUUUGGACAGAUAUUUCGAUUAAGUAUUUGUUUAUACGCUUUCAACAAGAGCAGUCAAGGGAGCUGUAUAGUUUUCAGAAUUAUUGUAAUUAAUUCAUAAAUGUGUCUUUUUAUAGAUAGAAAUUAGUUAGAUGGUGAUAGUUUAUCACAUUAAUCUGUUUCCUUAUUAUUCAGAUAUAUGUGGUUGUUCAUUUAUUUGAUUAAAUUUAGUUGCUUUAUAAUCCAUUGUUAUAAAUAUUGUAAUUUUCGAGUUCAACUCGGGUUUAAAUAAAUAUGACAGCGCGGCUGAG